This is a messenger RNA of Cebus imitator (Panamanian white-faced capuchin), 629 nucleotides long. Its product is annotated as mediator of RNA polymerase II transcription subunit 11-like. The coding region runs from base 1 to 450 and encodes 149 amino acids. Gene Ontology annotation, cellular component: mediator complex. The record is from RefSeq and is a predicted model, not a curated record. NCBI's taxonomy places the organism in Eukaryota, Metazoa, Chordata, Mammalia, Primates, Cebidae. The transcript is spliced from 2 exons. Gene Ontology annotation, molecular function: transcription coregulator activity. Gene Ontology annotation, biological process: regulation of transcription by RNA polymerase II.
AUGGACCUGAUCGUGGAAGCGCACACCGACAGCCACUUCCGGAACAAGCGUCGCGUUUCUCAGGAGAAGCCCCUGAGGAGGAUUUCCCGAGUGGCAGUGGCUAGCUCCAGCGCGGCGAACGAGCGGCUCCGCGCCCUGGAAGACAUCGAACGGGAAAUCGGCGCCAUCCUUCAGAAUGCAGGUACGGUGAUCCCAGAAUUGUCCAAGGGAAAAACCAGGGAGCGGCUUCUAGACCGGCAGGCGGCGGCCUUCACCGCUUCGGUGCAGCACGUGGAGGCGGAGCUGUCCGCUCAGACCCGCUGCCUCACCCAGGUGGCCGCAGGACAGCCCCGUGAGGGCUCCAGCUGCCCUUCCAGGAAGGACGGUCAGAAGGCUCUGAAGCGAGUGGGCUAUGCUCGCCUCAAGCUCAGUGAUGUCGUUCGAACCUGUGAGCAGAUGCUGGAGAACUAGGCCAGGGGGGUGGACCCAGAGCCCAGAGGGAGACCAUCGCCUGCACCAUGGGACAGAACCUGGGAACAUGUAGGAUGGGGAGCAUGGGCAUCUACAUACCCUGCUGGUCAAAGUACACUUGGGGAGGCCGAGGCCAGAGGAUCACGUGAGGCCGGGAGUUCGAGACCAGCAUGGCCAAC